CUCACCGUUGUCGACGUCCGCCCCAUCUGCCUCCUGCUCGAGCCAUUCUUUUCUCGAGCUCUCUUGCUUGCUCACCGGAUUCGCAGCUAGACUGUCCGCACGCCAACUCGCCCGGGCAACGCUCUUUGUAGACUCGACCCGUUGCAUACCACAACUCUGCCCAAGUGACAGGAUAAUACCUCAAAUUAGCACCACUCACACACGCGUUUAAAAAUGCGUUUCGCAUCAUUCCUUACUUCGACUUCGCUCUCGGCCACGCUUCUGGCUGGCUCUGCUAUUGCUCAGCGCACCACCGAGCAGCAGGAGGCUCAGAUCAACGAUCCCACCCAAGAAUGCACGGCCUACUACUACCAGCCGAGCGCGUCCCAGCUCUACAACUUCCCCACCAUCUGGCAGCCCGCGUCCAUCCUGAGCAACGACACGGACGCUCAGGCCAAGUACCAGAGCAUCCAGAGCGCCAUCCCCAACAUCCAGCCCAAGGGCACCCAGCCCGCGUCGCUCAUGGGCGACUUCUCGGGCAACCAGUACUCGUCGAGCGACCCCGACUGCUGGUGGACGUAUGACAAGUGCAUCACGCCCAAGAUCUCGGGGCUGCCGCCCGAUGUUGCAGCUGCGCCUGAGCCGGAGACGCUGGGCUUUGGGUUCGACGAUGGUCCGAAUUGCUCGCAUAAUGCGUUUUACGACUACCUGCAAACUAAGAACCAGAAAGCUACGAUGUUUUACAUUGGUUCCAAUGUCAUGGACUGGCCUCUUGAGGCUCAGCGUGGUCUUGCCGACGGUCAUGAAAUUUGCGUCCACACCUGGUCUCACCGCUACAUGACUUCCCUCACGAACGAGCAGGCCUUUGCCGAGCUUUACUAUACCAUGAAGGCCAUCAAGCUUGUCGUUGGCGUUACCCCCACCUGCUGGAGGCCUCCCUUCGGUGACAUGGACGACCGUAUCCGCUCCAUCGCUCACUCUCUCGGUCUCACCACCAUCGUCUGGAAGUACGACUCGAACGACUGGCAGGUCGAGGCUGGUCAAGCCACCGUGCAGCAGGUCAACCAGAACUACCAGAACCUGAUCAACGGCGCCAAGAACGGCACAUUCGCUACCUCUGGCGCGAUCAUGCUCACGCACGAGCUUAACAACUUCACCAUGACCGAGAUGAUGACGUACUAUGACCAGCUCAAGGCCGCGUUCAAGUACAUUGUCCCCGUGCUCUCAUCGAUCAACCAGACGCAGCCAUACGUCGAGACCAACUACUCGGCGCCUACCUUCGAUCAGUACAUCAGCGGUACUGUUACCACCUCGGGCUCUCCGCCCAACCCCAGCACGCUCCCUGGUCUUGCCCCCGCUACGACUGGCGCUUCGGGCGCUGCGAGCACCGGCGGUGCCAGCUCGGGCAAGAACGGCGCGAUGGGCGGUAUGUCGUCGAACAUGGGCGCGUGGGCCGUGACUGCCGCUCUCGUGGGUGGUGUCGUCCGCAUUAUGCUCUGAUGAGCAGGGCUUAUCGCAUGAUGGACGGACGGACUUGGUCGUAUUUGAUGGACUUGCCCAGUGUCACCGUCGCUGUCGUUGUCGUAUUGUGUCACGUCGCGUCGUUUGACUGCUACAUCCUUUCACAUCGUAGCUAUAGCUAAUGUUUCUUUUGUUUCUAUUGCAUUUUGCAUUUUGCAUUCUGAGUUCGUAAGCGUUUGACGUAGAGUGAUUUGGAUGAGUUUUCGUUUUGUGUCUUGGCGUGGUGGAUUGAGGUCCAAUAUACCGUAGUUUUAGCAAUGCAUACCAUUAUCACCGAUGGGCG
Molecule: messenger RNA, 1783 nt
Organism: Coniophora puteana RWD-64-598 SS2
Lineage: Eukaryota; Fungi; Basidiomycota; Agaricomycetes; Boletales; Coniophoraceae
Product: carbohydrate esterase family 4 protein
Exons: 6
Coding region: 214-1479 (421 amino acids)
Biological process (GO): carbohydrate metabolic process
Cellular component (GO): membrane
Molecular function (GO): chitin deacetylase activity
Source: RefSeq, a predicted model, not a curated record